AUGAGUGACCACGGAGGAUUAGAAGUGACCUCAUCCUUCAACCAGUCAUCAAUUACAAACCAGACCGAAGUCGAUGGUUCAACUAACUGUGAUCAGGUCCACACAGCAGCAUACCCCUUCUUCAUGACGGUCUACAGUCUGGUGUUCCUGGUGGGUUUCCUCCUCAACGGCUUCAUCAUGUUUUACUUCUGCAGAGCUCAGCGGCAGGCGUCUAACAGUAUUAUAGUCUACCUCAAAAACCUGGCAGCUGCUGACUUCCUGCUCUGCCUCUGUCUCCCCAUCCGCAUCACCAACUACGCCAGCAACUCUGUGACCAUCCGCCUGAUCUACUGCAACUUUGGAGCCUCUGCCCUCUUCCUCAACAUGUACGCCAGCAUCCUGUUCAUGGGUUACAUCGCUGCUAACAGGUAUCUGAAGAUUGUGCAGAGAACUUUAGGAACUCACAUCCUGCAGACGGUCCGGGCUGCCCACAUCAUUUCCACUGUGACCUGGGUUUUCCUUCUGGCCUUGAUGAGCACCUACGUCAUCCUGUCAUUCCAAACCCAGAGGCCUUUCACCUCUGUCCCAGUGAGCUGUGAAGUCUUACACAGUGGCCAGCUCGCCUUGCUCUAUAAAAUCAUACACUCCUGCUCCACCGCCAUCUUCCUAUUUGUCCUCAUCUCCCUGGUCUUCUUCUACUACAGCACAUCCCGCAGGGUGUCGCUGGCACGGGAGAGGCAGCCGGCGUCCUCCAGCUCCAAGAAGCUUGCAAAGUCACACAGGAACAUAUCAGUGCUGGUCUGUGUCUUCUGCGUUUGCUUCGUCCCCUACCACCUGGUUCGCCUUCCCAAUGCUUUUCUGUGGAGGUAUUGUUCAUGGAGCAAGGUUUUCAGCUACCUGAUGGAGCUGACCAUCAUAGUGUCAGUUCUCAACGUCUGCCUGGACCCACUGAUCUACUUCAUCUUCUGCAAGGCAUUCAGGACCCAGCUUAGGCGGAGAGUGGGGUCUACACGUUGACAAUUACUGUACAUUUGAACUGCCAAUGUAAUAAAAAAAUUAAAGGAAUGAUUCUAUAAAAAUGAUUUAAUAAACAAAAACCGAUCAUGUAAUCACUGUAUAUAAUGUAAUAACUGCAAAAUAAUAAAUGUAAAACAAAAUUAAC
Messenger RNA from Chelmon rostratus (copperband butterflyfish), 1141 nucleotides. RefSeq names its product P2Y purinoceptor 14-like. Gene Ontology annotation, biological process: G protein-coupled receptor signaling pathway. The record is from RefSeq and is a predicted model, not a curated record. NCBI's taxonomy places the organism in Eukaryota, Metazoa, Chordata, Actinopteri, Chaetodontiformes, Chaetodontidae. The transcript has 3 exons. Gene Ontology annotation, molecular function: G protein-coupled purinergic nucleotide receptor activity. The coding region runs from base 1 to 996 and encodes 331 amino acids. Gene Ontology annotation, cellular component: membrane.